This is a messenger RNA of Guillardia theta CCMP2712, 738 nucleotides long. RefSeq lists its product as hypothetical. Lineage: Eukaryota; Cryptophyceae; Pyrenomonadales; Geminigeraceae. The record is from RefSeq and is a predicted model, not a curated record. The annotation marks the transcript as partial. The transcript is spliced from 2 exons.
AGGGAGGAUGCGUCCAGGCAAGACGAGGAGCGGGUGCUGCUAUCUGAGCGUGUCAGCAUCUACAGUUGCCUGCAACACUGAACAGCAAUUCGCCAUUUUCCUCUGUCAAGCUUUACUGAGUUGGUAGAGGGCCUCUUGCUGCUACAGGAUAGUCUUGUCCCUAGAACGAGAAUUUGAGUCUUCUCAGACUUGCGGGUUCUUGGUCAUGCUGAAACGCUCCAUCUCGUUUAGCUUUGAAAGCAGGGAUUGGGAUGAAGGCAUCGAUGACUGUCAAGAUGACAGUUGCAAGAACAAGCCACCCUAUGUACGCACGACAAUUAUUCUCCCCACGGCUGGAGAGAUCUUCGCCAACUAUUUCGGCAAUGGUGACACUUCCUUGCAAACACAUCAGUCGCCAGUCGUCUGCGGGGAAGGAGAUGGGAUUCCUGCAUGCCUCGCCGUUCGCUUCGGGUUGAAGGAAGAUGGAGAGAUGUUCAGGAUUCACGUUGCUCAGAUUCGAAAAGCGAUGGAGCAGGAUCAUCGGCUCGAAGACGUCAUGAACAGGUUAAAAUAAUUGGUCAGCUCAGUACCUCAAACAUACAAUGUAUAUUCUUUCAUUUUUGCAUACAAUGGUGUAAAUACAGUACGAGAAUGUGGUCGUGCAAAAAAGACUAAUCUUCAAAUCAUGCUCAUAUCUGACGUGCCACUGAGAACACAAUAGUAAGGUGUGAAAUAGCUCAGUAAAAAUCUCUAUCCUCA